Molecule: messenger RNA, 691 nt
Organism: Notothenia coriiceps (black rockcod)
Lineage: Eukaryota; Metazoa; Chordata; Actinopteri; Perciformes; Nototheniidae
Product: FH1/FH2 domain-containing protein 3-like
Exons: 4
Coding region: 8-691 (227 amino acids)
Biological process (GO): cortical actin cytoskeleton organization; sarcomere organization; cardiac myofibril assembly
Cellular component (GO): cytoskeleton; cytoplasm
Molecular function (GO): actin filament binding
Source: RefSeq, a predicted model, not a curated record
GGGGAGCAUGAGGCCUCCUCAUCCUCCUUGCUUCGGUGCCACAAAUCCAGCGCUUCCUCCCUCGGAGCCGCCGCUCUUCAACAAGAAGAAAAAGACAAUCCGGCUCUUCUGGAGCGAGGUGCGCCCCACAGACCCUCAGUACAGGGACUACAAGCGGAGCGGAGAUUCGUUCUGGUCCAAACUGGAUCCAGUGAAAAUGGACACCGCCAAACUGGAACACCUGUUCGAGACAAAAUCAAAGGAAAUGCCAGUUACAAAGAAAACAGCAGCAGAUGGGAAGCGGACUGAGAUAAUCGUUUUGGAUUCCAAGAGGAGUAACGCCAUCAACAUCGGUCUGACGGUGCUUCCUCCUCCUCGCACCAUCAAGACAGCCAUCCUUAACUUUGAUGAAUAUGCGCUAAACAAGGAGGGCAUUGAGAAAAUCCUGACGAUGAUCCCCACAGAGGAGGAGAAGCAGAAGAUCCAGGAGGCCCAGCUGGCCAAUCCUGACGUCCCGCUGGGCUCGGCUGAGCAGUUCCUCCUCACUCUGUCUUCCAUCAGCGAGCUCUCUGCCAGACUCCAGCUCUGGGCCUUCAAGAUGGACUACGAGACAAUCCAGAAGGUCUGUGUCAACACGGGACAGUGCUGUUGUGAUGAGAUCAAACUAAAACUGCUCUCAUGGAUCUAUAAGCUCAGACAGAAUCCUUCCUAA